CCGACGACAAAGCGCCGAUCGCGAUCGCCACCAGAGAUAGAGAACGAGAUCUAGAGCUUCUAAUUCCCGUCGCUUCCUCUCCUAAGGACGAUGCCUCUUGCAAGCCCUCGUCAUCUUCAUCAUCCUCGCAACAGACUGGCCGCGAGGAGUUUUACGUAUUUGGAAUUCUCAAGGUGCUUCUCCACUGUAGGGUUUUAAAUAUUCAAUUGAUUAAAUCAAUAUUUCUGAAAUUGUGGCCAUCAAUGGACUUCCUAUCAAAGACGGAGUUUACUUAAUGAGAUAAGAAGCUGGUUGGAACUGUAGCUGAAUUGAUCUCAAUUUUGUUAAUUUUUUUUUUAAAUACGCAUCUUUUGAUGCAUCCUCCACAUGUCAGGAGGACUAGGACUCUUCUCUCUAAACAAUCUGUAUUUUAAUCUUUAUCACUUCCCUGCCUUCCCUAAAGACAGUUCCAUAUUGCCGAAUUUAAAUUCCUUCAUUCAUUUGUAGCUCUUGAAUGCAUUUACACCCGUUACAUGCCACAAAGAAAAUCUCCAAACGGGUCUUCUGCUUGAAGUGGCGCCUGAAAUCAAAAUGAUGAAGAUGUUGAUCAACUUUCUUUCCAUUGAUUCUACUCAAGCAAUUACUGUCAUCUUCUUUUAUAUUUUUGGCAUCUUUGGUUCUUUCCGUGUAGCGUAUCAGAUAUUAUAUUUCAGAUGCCUUGUGGUCGCUCUUACAUUUUACAGAGUCUUUAGGAGCUGGGCCUCAAAAAAGUUCAUGACCGGAUGUGUCAUUCUAUUUCCAAUUGCAAUAACUUUCUAUAUAACAUGGUGGUUUAUUCACUUUGUGGAUGGAUUUUUUUCUCCGAUCUACGCUCAACUUGGAAUUGAUAUCUUUGGUCUUGGAUUUGCAACAUCUGUAACAUUCAUCUUCCUUGUUGGGGUGUUCAUGUCAUCAUGGUUGGGUGCUUCUGUUCUGGCCCUUGGAGAGUGGUUCAUCAAGCGCAUGCCAUUUGUUCGGCAUAUUUACAAUGCUUCUAAGCAGAUUAGUUCAGCUAUUUCACCAGAUCAAAACACCAAAGCCUUCAAGGAAGUUGCCAUCAUUAGGCACCCUCGUAUUGGUGAAUAUGCAUUUGGGUUCAUCACUUCAACUGUCACUCUUCAGAGCUAUUCUGGAGAGGAGGAGCUAUGUUGUGUAUAUGUUCCCACCAAUCAUCUUUACAUUGGUGAUGUUUUUCUAGUCAACUCUCAGGAUGUUAUUAGACCAAAUUUAUCAGUUCGAGAAGGAAUUGAAAUCGUCGUGUCUGGAGGCAUGUCGAUGCCACAGAUACUGUCCAUACUGGAUUCAGAUAUUCGACCAAUUGAUAGUAGAAGAUUGACUAGAAGCUGACUCUGAAGAGAUUUACCAUUGCUGGCUGCUAACAAUCAAUGUAUACGAUCUUGGGGACAACACUGCAGUUGUCGGAGAUUCAGAGUAGUUGCCGCCUUCUGGGCAUCAAUACCUUUAGCUGGUGAACCGUAUUUAUGGUAAAAAUUUGAUUCUGGUAGUUGAAUUUAGUGUUAUAUCAUCAAAUGUUGGGUAGGGGUGAGAAUACUUGUUGAUCUAGGAUAGGAAUUGGGUGUGCAUUAGAAAUUUUAGCUUCGUAUUCUAAUUCAAUCGAGAAUGUAUACUUUCUUUUUGAUGAGUCGCAUUGUUCAGUUGCAUCAGAUGUAUAUUUGAGGCUGUACAUAUUUUGCACCAACAUUUCUAUGCUUAACUUUAUUACUUUUUUUUUUUUUU
Messenger RNA from Cucumis melo (muskmelon), 1755 nucleotides. Its product is annotated as protein LIKE COV 1-like. Bases 571 to 1365 code for a protein of 264 amino acids. Gene Ontology annotation, biological process: stem vascular tissue pattern formation. Lineage: Eukaryota; Viridiplantae; Streptophyta; Magnoliopsida; Cucurbitales; Cucurbitaceae. The record is from RefSeq and is a predicted model, not a curated record. The transcript is spliced from 8 exons. Gene Ontology annotation, cellular component: Golgi apparatus.